UCACUGUGUUCAGCGGAUCGUUACCUUCCACGCUGAGCUGGUGCACGUGGAUCCCUGGGCUGCGCGCUGGGCCUGGGACCCUCCCGGCAGGCAGAUCUGCAGGCACGCUGGUCCCCAGCCUGGCAUGAACCGCUUCCUGCUUCCAGUGUCCGUGGUGGGCACCGUGGUCGGUGGCACCGUGUUGCUCAAGCCAUCCUUGGCUACAUUUUGAGUUCCAGUCAAUUCUGGGCUAGGUGAGAUCCUGCCUUAAAACAAAAUCAUUGGUCUCAGAGAACUGGAUCUACAGGCUAGCCUUGAACUGGGCCAGGUAGCUGAGGAUGACCAUGACCUUCUGGCCCUCUUGCCUCGAUCUCCUGAGUACUGGGCUUGCAGGUGUGUGCCACCAUGCCCAGCUACAGUGAAUUUUUAAAAAUGAAUGACAGAGGACCGGUGUGAUGACUAAGCAGGGACUAUGUUGCUGGUGGGGCUUGUCCCAGCAAGGCCACCAUACCCGGGAAGACUGUCAUUGUGACAGGAGCCAACACUGGCAUUGGGAAACAAACUGCAUUGGAACUGGCUAAAAGAGGGGGGAACAUCAUUCUGGCUUGUCGUGACAUGGAGAAGUGUGAGGAGGCUGCAAAGAACAUACGUGGUGAGACCCUGAAUCAUCGUGUCCGUGCUCGGCACCUGGACUUGGCUUCCCUCAAGUCCAUCCGCAAGUUUGCGAGGAAGAUCAUUGAAGAGGAGGAGCGAGUGGACAUUCUGGUCAACAAUGCGGCUGUGAUGCGGUGCCCACACUGGACUACUGAGGAUGGUUUCGAGAUGCAGUUUGGUGUCAACCACCUAGGUCACUUUCUGUUGACGAAUUUGCUGUUGGACAAGCUAAAGGCCUCAGCCCCUUCACGCAUCAUCAACCUAUCGUCCCUGGCCCACAUUGCUGGGCACAUAGACUUUGAUGACUUGAACUGGCAGAAGAAGACGUUUGACACGAAAGCAGCCUACUGUCAGAGCAAGCUGGCUGUGGUCCUCUUUACCAAGGAGCUGAGCCGCAGGCUACAAGGUACGGGUGUGACUGUCAAUGCAGUGCACCCUGGUGUGGCCAGGACAGAGCUGGGCAGACACACCCACAUGCACAACUCUACCUUCUCCAGUGCCACCCUUGGGCCCUUCUUCUGGUUGCUGUUCAAGAGCCCACAGCUGGCGGCCCAGCCCAGCACAUACCUGGCAGUGGCGGAGGAGCUGGAGGGAGUUUCUGGAAAGUACUUCGAUGGUCUCAGAGAAAAGACGCCAGCCCCUGAAGCUGAAGAUGAGGAGGUGGCCCGGAGGCUGUGGGCUGAAAGUGCCCACUUGGUGGGCUUGGAUAUGUCCUGUGGGUCCCCUGGGAGGGGACAGUCUCUCCCCAGAUAACCUCUGGUGAAGAUGCAUCACCAGAGCCACUGCCGGCUAAGCCUUUAUCAGCCUUUAGGGGAAGAAUGAAUACUCUGAGUCUCAAAACCUGGAACUGACUGCCAUGCCCAUAUCAUCGUCUAGGGGCAGUGCUGGCACCGUUUGAAUAUCGAGACCAAGGAUGCUGGCUGCUGUUUCCUCAUCAUCCUCUUGGGGCAGUGUUGUCCCUGCCUGAACUCAAGACAGGAUGCUGGCUACCAUUCUCUCUUUGUCUUCUAGGCAGCACUGUUUAAAUCUCAUUAUCAAGGAUGCUGGCUGCUGUAUCCUCCUCAUCCUCUGGUGGCAGUGUUGCCCACAUAUAAACGCCAGACCAAGGAUGCUAUGCACUCAUUAUCCUCUAGAUGGAAGUGCUGACCCAGGCUCUUACUGUUUGCUGGCCACAGUGGAUUGGAUCACAAGUGGACACCUGACUCAGGGACUGGCUGGUACAGGGUGCCCUGUUGGCAGCUGGGGAGCUGGGCCAUCAGGUGCCACCUUUGGGAAUUGCAAAGGGGACUUGCUGAUGGAGGAAUCAGCCCCUCUGGUUGUGGGCAAUGUAGAGAGAGUGCAGUGUCUGUGGUGGUGGACUGGUUGGUGGACUGUUAAGAGUGGGUUAUCUGACAGGUAUGGUUGAGUCAUGGUUCUUUGUGGGGUCUUAGACACUUCCUGCUCCUCUCUGAGCCUUGGGUUUUGAUUGUAAAGUGCACAGGAUAGCUACCUCGUGGGAUGUGGUCAGUAAGCACUUGGCUGACUCAGUGAAGGGCAACUGUGUGCCUCUUGCUUGCAAGUGUUUACCGAGGACCUCUGUGUUCCAAACACUGGCUGAGGUGCUGGGAGUCUGUGGAGACCUGAUGUGGACUCUGCCUGUCUUGUUAUCCUUCAAUUGCUCAGGAUAGAACGAAAUGAAAACCUGGCAGGACCAGAAUUGCUUGCGAUCAUUGGACCUUCCCUGUGGUAAUUUUAAUCUCAGACUGUCAGACUCUGUCUUUGAUUAUAAUAAUAAAGUGUUGGGUGUGGUGGUGCAAACCUAUAAUUUUAGCACUUGGGUGCAGGUGGGAGGAUCAAGAGUUCAG
Messenger RNA from Nannospalax galili (Upper Galilee mountains blind mole rat), 2477 nucleotides. RefSeq names its product retinol dehydrogenase 13 (gene Rdh13). NCBI's taxonomy places the organism in Eukaryota, Metazoa, Chordata, Mammalia, Rodentia, Spalacidae. The transcript has 9 exons. Gene Ontology annotation, molecular function: oxidoreductase activity. The record is from RefSeq and is a predicted model, not a curated record. Bases 595 to 1386 code for a protein of 263 amino acids.